Molecule: messenger RNA, 1095 nt
Organism: Penicillium macrosclerotiorum
Lineage: Eukaryota; Fungi; Ascomycota; Eurotiomycetes; Eurotiales; Aspergillaceae
Product: phosphotransferase family protein
Exons: 3
Coding region: 1-1095 (364 amino acids)
Source: RefSeq, a predicted model, not a curated record
AUGGCGGGAGAAGUGCGCCAACCAAUAGACCUGCGGUCGUUGGAACAGUAUGUUGUCCAGAACGUGCCUUCGCUCAAGACCCCAUUAGACCUCAAGCAGUUUGGCUUUGGUCAAUCCAACCCUACCUACCAAAUCACCACCGCCGAUGGAAGGAAGUUCGUCCUGCGCAAGAAGCCCCCGGGCAAGCUGCUCUCCAAGACAGCGCACCGCGUGGAGCGAGAAUACCAGAUUAUCCAGGCCUUAGGACAGACCGAUGUGCCUGUCCCGGAGGCUCUGUGCCUCUGCGAAGAUAACAGCGUUAUUGGCACUCCUUUCUAUAUUAUGGAAUUUCUGGAUGGUCGGCACUUCACCGACCCAUCAAUGCCCAAUGUGAGCCCCGAGGAGCGAACAGCACUAUGGAAGUCGGCAGUGGAGACGCUUGCCAAAUUCCACCGGGUCGUGCCCAAGUCCGUAGGCCUUGAAGGCUUUGGCAAGCCGACCGGGUUCUACGACCGCCAAAUCGCCACCUUUACCACUGUUUCGAAAGCCCAGUCGCGGGUAGUGGACAAGAACACCAAAGAGCCUGUAGGCGAGCUCCCCUAUUUUAGUGAUAUGGUCCAGUUCUUCUCACAAAAAUCGACCCAACCGCGCGACCGUGGCACACUUGUGCACGGUGACUACAAGAUUGACAAUAUGAUCUUCCACAAGACCGAGCCCCGAGUCAUUGGCAUCCUUGACUGGGAGAUGGCUACGGUUGGACAUCCUCUCUCCGACUUUUGUAACCUGACCAGCCCAUAUAUCAUGGAUGGAGCGGACCACGAGAUGGACCGGUUUCAACCAGGGCGAGUUCCGGGACUGCCCUCGCGCGAAGAUUGCAUUUCCUGGUAUAGUGCGGUAUCAGGCUACAACCCAAUUGAUGAUAUUCUCUGGGGGGAUGCCUUCUUCGCUUUCCGUGGUUCGGUCAUUAUGCAGGGUAUUGCAGCACGGUUCGCUGCGGGCCAGGCCAGCAGCGCCCGCGCGGGUGAUUAUGCAAAGCGGGCGAAACCAUUUGCUUUGGGUGCUUGGGAGCGAGUGAAAAGGGUGCAGCAGCUGGCCAAGCAAAAGGGCAAGCUCUAA